AGUGGUUCUUCCUCGCGCUCGGGGGCAUUUUUCCGCACAGUCUUUUCGUCUGGCGCGCUGUUUGCACACGCCGGCGCUCCGUGACGCUUUCAGUUUUUUUUUUUUUUCGUUAUUAUCAUUUCGUCGUUUCCCACUUUACUUUUCCUCUCUACAUUUCUCCAUCGCACCGUCGACCGUCACCUCGCCGCGUACGCCGGUCGUCCGCGCACGUCAAGUCCUUUUCGAUUUUUUUUUAAAAAAACUCGUCGUUACGAGUUUGAAAUUUUCGCGGCCAGAAAUAACCGAACGCGCGCGCGACACUCCGUACGGUAGUACAGUAGUAGUAGCCGUCGUGUACGGUCCCCCCCGAUCGGUCUGUCUAUCCAUCCUCUGUCCGUCUCUUCUACUGAAAUAAAAUCGUUUUCACAAAUAGGCUUUUCAUAGUCUUCCUCUCCGCGGCGGACGCUGCCACCGCCACUGCGCCACGUUCUACGGUCACGUUUCCCGCGCGAUACCGACCAACAGGUAUUGCUGAUUUUCCAACAGUAUUUUCUUCGCGAACACCGUUGAUUGCUGAUUUUGGUCCAUGUCGAUCAAUCUGUCGUCGUCGUGUUGCUGUUGUUGCCGUUGCUCGUAGACGAUGUGAGAUUGGAAAUAUUAUUUUCAAAUCUCAACCGUUUCCCGCCACUUUCUCGCCGACAAUAUUGAUAUCGGUCGAGAGCGUAUAAGAAUCAUUUCAACAAGGAGUCUCGUCGUCGUGUCGUUGUCUUCACCCUCGCCUUCGGUGGAGAAAUACGAUCGUCGUCGAUAAGACAAACAGAAUUCCAAGAAGCAGUGAACGGCGCCGUUCAACGGACCCUAACGCCGCCGCCGCCACCAUGGGCCGUAAGAAAAUACAGAUAUCGCGGAUCACCGACGAACGCAAUCGCCAGGUUACCUUCAACAAAAGAAAAUUUGGCGUAAUGAAAAAAGCAUAUGAACUGAGUGUGUUAUGCGAUUGCGAAAUUGCUCUGAUCAUAUUCAGCAGCUCUAAUAAAUUGUAUCAAUAUGCUAGUACAGAUAUGGAUAAAGUGUUGCUCAAAUAUACAGAGUACAAUGAACCUCAUGAAUCGCUCACCAACAAGAAUAUCAUCGAACAAUUGAAUAAAAAAGAACUUAAAGGUGGUGCCUUGAGCCCUGAAAGCCCAGAUGAAAGUUGUGAUGGUACACAAGGACCAUACCAACUUACACCAAGAACAGAAGCAAAAUACAGUAAAAUUGAUGAAGAGUUCCAGCUGUUAAUGCAACAUCAAAGAAUGGCCAGAAAUAAUGUAAGUGCUAACUAUUCACUUCCCACCACUAUGCCUGUAAACAACAUGUAUAAUGACUCUGGGAACUUACAACUGCAACACAAUGCUAGCCCAAGACCUCCAUCUUCGUCUGAUGCUGAUUCUGUUUACCCCCCUGGUAGUAUGUUGGAAAUGAGUAAUGGAUACCAAGCAUCUUCUUCGCCUGCACUAGUCAACUCACCUUCUCCUGGGCAACUAGUCAUGUCACCAUCGCCUACGCCCAAAGCCUUAAAUGCCUCUAAUAGGGCUACUCCACCGCCUAGACAUCAUUCGCCUAGACCCAAUUUGCGUAUUGUCAUGCCCAAUGCUCCUAGUCAUCACGAAGAUAAUAAUGCUAACUCAAUUAACACACCAACUGUCUCUCUAAACACACCAGUUGUAGCGCUUCAUACACCUGGAUUGGGUGGCUCUUAUCAUGGUAUUUUUACUGAUCUUACAUCUACUGACAUGGGUCUUUCAUCAGCAUUGAAUUGGUCUAAUCAACUAGCACACAACAGUGGAAUGUCUCAUCUAGGAGUACCAAAUUCAUCACCACCUUCUUCACCAUCACCAAAUUCCGUCCGCAUUAAAAGCGAGCCUAACUCGCCACCACAUUUACAUCACCACACGUCUUCAGCAACCUCUGGAACAGCGCCUAAUACUGUUGUUUCACAUUCUAUCAGUCAUUUAUCUUUACCACAUGCUCAUACUUCAAUACCGUCCCAUCACUUGUCUGUCACAGAACGUUUUAUACUAGGCGGACAGUUGCCCAGUAACCAGAGCUUAGUAGAUUCAAGACACGACUUUGAAGGAGGACCACCACCAAAAAGAUUGCGGGACACUUGGCCAACAUGACUAAAUUGUUAAGUACAGAUGACAUCACACUGCUACUUUAUCUAAAAUAUUUUCUUGAACAUAUAGAUUAUUUAUUUUAUAUUUACGGACCGCAUGACUUCUACUCUCUAUACAGGACAACUUUUGACUUACAUUAAGUAACUAAAUUAUUUUUGGAAAUUUUCUUUUCUUUUUAUCCCGUAUUUUUCAUUUUUGUUUUCUCAUUGUUAACUCCAUAACAUAUCUUAACUAUGUUCUUAACAUUUGUAUAUAAAUUUGUAUUUAUUUAUUACUUAUAUUUUGUCAGUUAUGAUAAUAUGCUGAUCCAAAUACAUAUUACAAAAAGUUAAUGUCUAGUCCUGUUACAAUUGAAUGUAGGCUACAUUUACUAGUCAAUAAAACAAUAAGACGAAAAUUGAUUAUAUCGGCCGAAAUUCAAUUAUAGACUAAGUAAAUAUUAUAUUGUUGUUAAAUUACACUAACAUAUUUUAAAUUAGAUGUUUUGUUUGUUAAAUAACAUUUGAGAGUACAUUUAAAUUAAAAUUACACAAAUUAUAUGUACAUUAUUGUUGUGUGAUGAUAUAGUAGAUACAAAAACUAUAGAAUAUAUAUAUAUAUGAUAUAUAUUAUAAUAAUAAUCAACUCCUUUUUAAGUAUGUAAAUUGAAAUAUUUAUUUAAAAAUAUUAGGAUUUUGUUUUGUAUAAGAUUUUGAUACCUAAUAAUUGUGUAUGAUAAUAAUAUGUUAAAGUUAUAUUUUUAAGUGCAAUUUCAUGGCCAUUAUUUUCAAUCAAAAUAAUUAAUUAAAGUGUAUACCAUUUAUAAAGUUAGUCAAUAUUUUUGUAAAAAGAAAAAAAAAAUAUGUGAAAAUGUUAUAAGAAAUUAUUAUGUUUAGUGUGUAAGCGGUGCUAUGUGUAAACUUUUUGGUGCCAUUUAAAUAUUUUAGUCAGCACUGUGUUUUACCUGAUCUUAGUUUAAUUGUUUUGUUACAAAUAAUAGUAGGUACUGUUCUUGCAACACACAUUAGUAGGCUCAAUUUUCUAUAUAAAUAUAUGUAUAAAACGUAACAAUGAUGACCACAGGGCAGACAUAUUUUCAUUGAAAUUAUAUUCGAGAGCUUACAUAUUUUAUAUUUUUGACCAUUGUAACAUAAUACAGGGUUCGUUUAUGGAAAGUUUACAAACAAAAUUAAAAUUAAUAAAAGGGUUUAAUCGAAUAUUAUUUUAUUUUUUCUAGUUUUUCAACACUUAUUAUUAUUUUUCUCGUUAUUCUUAACACUUGUUGUAUAUUCAUAUUAUGUACUGAUUGUAAAUUUAACAUAUUAGGGCAUGUUUGUUAAGGUAUAUAAUAUAAUAUAUAUAAAUAUAAAAUACUCAUUUUGUUGUUAUAAAAUACUUUUUUUUCUUUUUUUUAAUAUAAAUCGAACAGUGCACAAUGAUUUUUAUUUUUUAGUUUUACCAACAUUUGUGUACCCCAGCAUUAUUUUAGUAUCAUUUGUUUGUUCUUUUUUUUCUGCUAACAUUAACAUACAGUACUUUAUAAAAAUGGCAAGGCCGAAAGUGCAAUAAAAUAAUUUAUACUAUGUACAAAUUUUUAAGUUAAAUCAAAAAAGAAAUCACACGUUUACAAGCCGUUUUUAUUAUUUUAUUUUAGAUUUUUUUUUUUUGUUUUCUUUUGUUUAUCAUUUGUAUAUUGAUUGCCAAAAAAUAUAGGUUAUAUUAUAUUAUG
Messenger RNA from Metopolophium dirhodum (rose-grain aphid), 3846 nucleotides. Its product is annotated as myocyte-specific enhancer factor 2-like. Gene Ontology annotation, molecular function: protein dimerization activity; RNA polymerase II cis-regulatory region sequence-specific DNA binding; DNA-binding transcription factor activity, RNA polymerase II-specific. The record is from RefSeq and is a predicted model, not a curated record. Gene Ontology annotation, biological process: cell differentiation; positive regulation of transcription by RNA polymerase II. The transcript has 9 exons. The coding region runs from base 858 to 2141 and encodes 427 amino acids. NCBI's taxonomy places the organism in Eukaryota, Metazoa, Arthropoda, Insecta, Hemiptera, Aphididae.